CACAGCGGGGACCGGCCAACACGUGAAGUUCCGUAUAACGUACACCGGCUUUUAGACGUGAUAUAGAAAAAUGUCGCGCGGAAUGAACACAGCAAUACUAAAUGCAAAUUUCGGAUCUUGAAGGAGAUGCAUAGUAACAUAUGAUAAAGUCAACAUAAUGGAUAAUUACUUGAACUGGAACAGAUAUUACAGUGCUUAUGGGGGUCCUGCACCAAGACUGGGUGCUGGAUUAAGACCAGAAAGCGGACCUUCACCUGGAAUGGGAUUUGGACCUGGUUUGGGUUUUGGACAGCAGUUUGGUCCAGGAAUGACUCCAGGUGUUACACCAGGUCAAGGCUUUGGACAGAAUUUAGGACCAGUAUUUGGACUGGGAUUUGCUCCAGGAGUUGGGCAGUCUCCAAGAUUUGGACAAGAACAAAGUUUUACACAGAACUUCGGGCAAGCUCCAGGAUUUGGGUCAAACUUUGGACAAGGAUCAGUGCAGCACCUAAGACCAGAAAUGCUACAGGGACCUGCACUCUUAUCAGCAGUAACAACAUUGCCUGUAACUGCUAGCACUCCUGGGACUUUUGAGGGUAAUACCAGUGGUAUUCCCAAUAAAAAACAGACUGCUUCACAGAACAACCCUUCCCUACCACAAAAUACGGGUGCUGGUGGGCAGAUUUCUAAGAGCGGUCAGCUUAGCUUCAACUCUGCCUCAGUGAAUGUUUCAAAGUGUAGUAAGGAUAAGACUUGCAGAGUGGAUAAACAGUACAAGAAGGACUUGUCAGAAUCUUGUACAACUAAAUUGAAAACCAUUGAAAAGAAAUCAGAAACCAAGAAAAACAUUUUGUGUGAAAGGGAAAGGAUGUCAUUGCAGAAAAGAACAGAAAGUACUAAAGCAGAUGUAGGUGAAACAUUUCAGAGUGAUACGCCUGACAAAAUAUCUAACAAACUUGAGAACCCGCAUUAUAUUGACAAUAAACAAGAAAUGGAGAAUGAAUUGAAUAUGUAUCAAACUAAAGAGUGUUUAACAAAAAGUACCAGUGAUGUUAGGGAAGAUAUAAAUGGUAAAAUUGUCACAGGGGAUAAAGAUGAAAUGUCAGUAAGUGGGUCAGGAGUUGUAAUGGAUGAAAACAAUAGUGCAAAUAAAGUAGAAGAGGACAGUAAUGGGCAGGAUGAAAGUAGUAGUAGUAGAACUCCAUCACAUUUUCAGUUGGCACUGACAAAGGCUUUAGAUGCAUUAGCUCAUGGGAAGUUUGGGUCAAGUGCGGCGGAACACACAAACUUGAACACUCUGCCUCCAAAUGUGGUCAGAUCUUUGUCAUUUGCAGAAACAUCAAAUUCACAACCAACAAUAUGUUUGGCAUCAGAUCCACAGACUAUGAACACACAGUUAUUACAAAAGGAACUUUCAGGUGAUGUCUCAGAAAAACAAGCAUUGGUGUUGAAGAAAAACGAUGAUGUUGCUAAAGAUGAUUCAGAGGAUAGUGAUGAAGACCCAGGGUAUGUUCAGUCCCAACUGUAUAUUGGUAACCUGGCUGUCAACACUUCGCAGAAAGAAAUACUGAACCUGCUAAAGGAGUAUAAAGUACAGCAAGUUUGGAUGGCUUAUCAUAAGAACAAGUGUGGUGAUAUUUGUGCUUUUGUGAAGGUAUCCUCACUAAAGGAGACGAGACGUAUUGUGAAAGAGAUGGAAGAGGCAUUUCUUAGAGGAAAAAUUCUUACUUUACGAUUUGCAGCAGCCACUGACUUUGAUGACUAUGACAUCAGAAAACCAAGUGCCAAGUCAUUGAAGAACAAAGAACUUCCACAAAGUCUAUCGGGCAUGCAGGCAUCAAGUGCACAUCUUAUUGUGCCUGUUCAUUCAUCGUCCACAGUUCAGACGCGAGCAACAGUCAACACAGUAACAACAAGUUCCACACAGAUUGUACCACCUACACAGGAGACGAUGGAGUACCCAACCUCUGAAGGGCUUUUACCAGAAGAAAUGCAUGGUACAUUCCAGACGGGGACCUCAACUGCACCGCAGUUACCACCCAAUCUACAGUCCCUUGUUUCAUCUUUAUUUAAGAAAACUUCAAAUAAUUCAGCAGACGUUACAUGUAAAGUGACGUCUGCUCAACCAUGCCAUCAGGCUGCUUCCAACCUGUCAUCAACAGCCCCUUCUCAUCAGUCGCCUCCAAAGCAGUUUUCAGAUCUGCCUUUAGCAGGAAAGAAAGAAACAGAUCUAGCUAUGCCUCUUCACCAGACAUCAACUCCUCAGCAGUCUGGGACAGUUAGUACAAAUCAGUGCUCCCCAGAUAUGCAGUCUUGGGCAGCACUUACACUGGAAUUAUCGUCAAAAUUACGGUGUGCCACAGCUUUUGCGAGGGGUAAACUAAAUGAACAGGUCACAAAUAAGUUUCCAAAUUCAUGUAAUGAGGAACAGCAUAUGCCGGAGAAGGAUCUGGUUGUAGAGUCCCAGUCAACAUCAAUGCACCAGGAGUCGAAAUUUUUACAGUAUACCCAAGCAUUAUGUCCAAAUGCUCCUUUAUUAGGAGUGAAAUAUGUUACUGAGUAUUUAGGUCCAUCAAAGAGUGUCCAGUAUAUCUGUGGACUAUGUGGAAGGUUGUUUCAAGGUUCCGACAUAGCUAGCCACAUUGUUAGCUUUGACCAUAGGAUGAACUUCUUUGUAAGUACAGAGAUUUUUACUAAGCACUUGUCGAGUCAUACAGGGUUCCAAAUCGUAAAAUGUCUGUCUGAAUCUUAUUAUAAUAUCUAAUCAUGGCAUGAGCGC
This is a messenger RNA of Mercenaria mercenaria, 2758 nucleotides long. RefSeq lists its product as uncharacterized. The transcript is spliced from 7 exons. The record is from RefSeq and is a predicted model, not a curated record. Lineage: Eukaryota; Metazoa; Mollusca; Bivalvia; Venerida; Veneridae. The coding region runs from base 158 to 2743 and encodes 861 amino acids. Gene Ontology annotation, molecular function: RNA binding.